This is a messenger RNA of Amphibalanus amphitrite, 4256 nucleotides long. RefSeq lists its product as uncharacterized. Gene Ontology annotation, cellular component: plasma membrane. The record is from RefSeq and is a predicted model, not a curated record. The transcript is spliced from 11 exons. Bases 190 to 2994 code for a protein of 934 amino acids. NCBI's taxonomy places the organism in Eukaryota, Metazoa, Arthropoda, Thecostraca, Balanomorpha, Balanidae. Gene Ontology annotation, biological process: engulfment of apoptotic cell; phosphatidylserine exposure on apoptotic cell surface; apoptotic process involved in development.
CCAGCCUUGUGUCUCGCCAGCUCUCCAUUUGUUUUAUGGCCUUGUUUGUUUUAUUGAUUUCUAUUUUUUCUCGAAAUUCAAAGAAUGCACUAAGAGAUGUUUGGGUCUUUUGCGGGAUAAUUGAGUUUGAUGGUAACAGUUGACACUGUAUUUUACAAGCCUGCAUUUUACUCUUAGAGUUAGAAUAAAAUGACAGAGGAGACCAAGCUCAAGCAAAGGAAGAUUGACUACAUGGAAAAGGCUAAGGUUGAGUGCUCACCACCUGUAUUUACAUAUUGGGAUCAGAUAUUCCUGGUCUUGUCAAUUAUUGGCUACAUAUUCAACAAGAUAAUUGACGUCGUGCUCAUCCAUACGUACCUGACGGGCGGCCACCCGGUGCGGUGUCUCCUCACUGUGCUCAUUGUGGCCGUGCCGCAGUCUCUGGUCAACCUGGUCUCGUACAGGUGGCACGUGCAUGACGGCGAGGCCACCACCAGCCUGCUGGUCAUCCACUGCUGCCAGCUGGGCGUCUUCCUCAGGCUGGUGACUCAGUUCUCCGAUGGAAGACGGUGGAGGAAGUCGCGGACCGACGGGGACGCUAUGCUGUACCUCCAACAGAGCAGUGACGUCGCUAUGCUGUCGCUGUUCCUCGGCUACCUCGAGUCUGCGCCGCAGCUGCUUCUGCAGGUGUACGUUACGUCAACAGAGGACGGCUGGCAGCUGGUUCAAGGGGUGAGCGCGGCACUGGCGCUCCUUGCACUGGCCUGGAGUAACGCCUCGUACGCCAAGUGGAUGCGCCUCUCGCGGGGGGACAAACUGCCCCUGGGCGGAGCGGCUGCGUUCCUGCAGCUGCUGUGGCGUCUGUGCCUGCUGCUGGCGCGGGUGUCCGCGCUGCUGUGCUGCGCCCUGCUGCUGGGCGGCUGGCUGCUGCUGCUGCUGCUCGCCCACUGGCUGCUGAUGACGGUCUGGGUGGUCCUCCAGCGCACGGACCUGUUCCCCAACCAGUGGGAGGAGCGACUCUUCAACGUCAUCGUCGGCGGCAUCUACUGCUUCUGCUUCUUCAACGUCAAGGAGUCGCCGGCCCGGUGGCGUAUGCUGGCCUUCUACUCGCUGUUAUUUGCCGAGGACGCGGCGCUGGCAGUGGCCUUUUUCCUGUACUGGCCCCGGCCUGGCGAGGCUCUGUAUACGGUACUGCUGGCUAACGUAGCAGCAGGAACGGCGCUGGGCACCUUUCUCUUGCUGAUAUACUACAUGCACUUCCACCCGAACGCCGCGGCGCGUCCGACCGACUCGGCCCCGGGCUGGGGUCCUCCUCCCACCACCGCUAACCCUGCGGAGGGGGCCGGGACGGGGGCGGCCCAUACGGGUACUCUGCGCUCCCUCAAAGGACACGCCGCUGGACGAGUGUCGGCAGUCAGCCUCCGGUCGGCCGGCGGUGUCUCGCUGACGUCACAGCCCGGUCCUGUGACGUCAUCGGAGGCCGGCGGCGGUUCGCCAACUCCGGCCAUACAGCCGCCGUCCGACCGCCCGUUCCACAUGGCCUCGGAGCUGCUGGCCCCCGCGGCCGGUCACGUGACCUCCCGGUCGGCAGUCAGCCUGCCGGCCGGUAGAGGUCACGUGACGGCCGGAGAGAGGCGGAAUCAAUCGGCGACGGCUAUUCUGCAGCGCAACAACGACUCAGCUGCGUCGGGACGCGUCUCGGACAUCCCCCAGCUGGACUCUGUCUCUGAGGGAGAUGUAACCCUGCAGCCGGCGGCCGAAACCCCGCCUCCGCCCUCCUCCAAACUAGGCGGGGUCGGAAGCGAUGGGGUUGUUAUUGGAGGCGGGGGCGAAGGCAGGGGUCGCAGAAGCGAUGGUAGCUCGAGAGGCGAUACCAGAAGCGAUGUCAGAGGCGAUGACGGCGAUUCAACAGUGGCUAACCACAGUCGAGUCACCUCGACGGCCUCUGGACUUCCCCCCGACUACGAGAACAUCAUCUCUGCGGCCGUGCUCCGCGCUGAGCCCGGCGUGCGCGCCUGGAGGACCUACUCCGACGUCGGGGAUAGCGCGCAUGAUUAUAGCGUGAUCACGGAGAGAGCCGGGCGGCUGGAGGGGUCGGUCUCGGCCGAGGGGGACGGGGCGGGGGAGGGCAGGCACACCUACCAGAACACGGAUAAUGUGGCGCUGAUGAUCGAGCAUCUGGAGGAUGGCUCUGAGAAGGAUCUGGAGCCCGCUGGCGGUGGUGGAAAGGAUGCGAGUCUUCUGGUCGCCACCAUUGACGCUGUGGAACGGUCAGGAGUCUCGGCGCUGUUCAGUUCGCCGCCAAAACGCUCGAGGUCUACGGAUGAUUUGGUGUCCGCGCCGGCUGCGGCCGCAGCAGCGCCCUCUCGUGGCAGACGGCUGCUCAACACUAGCUUUGAUCCAGGGCUACUGGUGGCGCCGCCUACCGCCGCUAGUGGCGACUACAAGUGUCCGCGCUCUCCGCCAGAGGCUAUCUACGCUCGACCGGUCAGGACGGGUCGCCGUAAUGGGGGUUUACCGGCCGGCCCGGCGGCCUCUGAACGGGGGCCAGGAAAGGUAACUCUCCCCUCCACGGCCCCAGCCUCCGCUGCAGCGUCCAGCAAUCGUCCACCGCUAGCCGCCGCUAAUCGUUCUACGACAGCCGUCAACCGCCCAGCCGCCACCGCCAACCGCCCCGCCGCUGCCAACCGCCCCGCUGCCGCCGUCAACCGUCCCGCCGCCACCGCCAACCGCCCCGCCGCUGCCAACCGCCCCGCCGCUGCCAACCGCCCCGCCGCUGCCAACCAUCCCGCUGCCACCGUCAACCGCCCCGCUCCCGCCGCCAGCCCACGUCGCAAGUUUUCCGUCCUCCGUAGCCGGUUUGAGCCGGCCGGUAGACGGUAUGCGGUGACCCCAGCGGCGGUGGCGCGGCGGCCCAGUCUAAAGGAGGCGGCCCGUGCCCUGUGGUCGGGGAGGCAGGGGAAGGAGAACGCUCCUCCGCUGCCACCCCCAGCCACCUCACCUGCUGAUUUGUGAGGCGGGCGUGCGGUGGUUGCUUUUGAACGCGGUUGCGUGUUUUGACCGGAUGACAUGCUGUAUUGAGUGUGCAGAUGCUAACGUCGAUGUACGUAUUUUGCUAGUUGGUACUUUAGCUGACUUAUAUCGAAGCAUUCCCGAUAAUUAUCAGGUGAUUUUCCAUUCACUGACUCCAUUUAUGUAACAUUCCAUUGAUAAUAAGUGAUUUUUCAUAACACCUGUUAUCUGAUAGUUCGUUCAUUUCUCGUGCGACCAUUUGUUAAUUUCGUCUUGCAAACUAUUUGCUGACCUUCAAAUUUCCCAUGAUGUUCUCACCCGGUAUUGCCUCGCGUACCUUCCUUAGUAACCCCUGGUAACUGAAGCGCUCAUGCUUUAGUCAUACAGAGUCCACAGUUCAACGUUCACUCCGAUGAUGCGUCGCGGCUUAUCGUUACGGUAACGCCUUGGCUAAUUCCACUUGGGGCCAGAGUCCGAUGGAAGCGGAGACUCUGAAGUCCAUAGUUUCAUCCAAUCUGGAUCGAGCGUUGUUCAGAUAUUGUACAUAAUCUCAUCGGGCUUGCCGCCAAGCAACUCGUAUGUACAUUGCACAUUGCACAUGCCAUACAGCUUACGUUUCUUAGUAGCAUGAUUGCACUGUUCAUAACCAUUUUUAUAGCGUUUUAUGUGUGCACCAGUUGAUGUACAAUUUGAGUAGUACAAUAACACGAGCGUGUGUGCGGCUAGCGUGCGGUAAUGAUCACUUAUUGUUUCUUGUGCGACUUAACCUAGGUGCUGGCUGGAAACCUUGAGUAGAUUGUUAGCCUUCAACAAUAUUUACAGCCAUGUCCCAGCAAUGAGCAUAUUCCUCCAUAGUAUUCUUCUUGCUAGUCUGAUGUAACAUUUUGUUGUUUGUUCUCACACUGCUGAGCAAAUCGACCAAAUUGCUCGGCAAAAUAUGUCGAGUAUGACUAGUAGUGUCUAAUUACGCGUCCUGAGUGUUGUGUGCGACGGAUAGUGUGAGUUAGGACUGUGACUUGUGAGUGUGUAGCGUGCACUACGGUAGUGUUAUCACUAUCUUCACUAGCAUCUUGUGCCAUGAAGCGUUUUAGUGUGUGUAUCGCUGAAUGCUUAGUAUAAACAUACAUGGUAUUAUUCUUGUCACUAGUUGCGUGCGAUGGAUUGACAACGGAUCUGUCGAAGUGUGCUGUGUGUUGUUAUUGUAUGCUGUAUGACCGUGUGUCAACUAGCAAUAGACACUGUGUACGACGGAAUCUGUGUAUUGA